CUUUGGAGCGGUAGGAAAAGAGACAGGUGGAAAUAUACUUGUACAUGAAAGAAGCUGCUUGACUUUCCUAGUGUUGGUUAGCUUACUUCAUUUCUUAUUUUAUUAUUUUUAUUAUUUUUUUAUACUUUAGUCAACAAGUAAUUGGUGCAGGCAGACCUUCUGUGCAUAUGUAUACUAAAUCACAUAUCUGCCGGCUUGCUGCAAGAACCAACAGACCAAACCUCUGGCUCAGGCUUGGCUGUCCCACUCAUAUCACCCCACACCCACACACCUGACACUGAACCAGCCUCACUGAUAUCUGAAGAAGCAGCAGAACCAGCAGAAAGACCUGGCAGAUUUCAAGGCAUUAUUCGGAGAACAGAAACACUCAAAAGAUGCCCGCAGUGGGAGUGCCGUAUCCUCUCCGGAGCCGGACAGAGGCAUCGGUUUGAUGGAGGGUCAGAGGAAAAGGAAGAGGACCAUCUUCAGCCGUGCGCAGCUGUCUGAGCUGGAGCAGGCCUUCGCUGUGACCCCCUACCCGGACAUCACCCUGCGGGAAAGGCUGGCCGCGCACACACACCUGCCUGAGAGCAAGAUACAGGUGUGGUUCCAAAACAGAAGAGCUAGAAGUAUUAAGACCGGUAGACUCUCCAAGUCCACCAAGUCUGUCCUUGGAGUUAGAGGUUUUGUGGAUCCCUCCUCCGGCCCUGCGACUUCCACGUAUUCAAACACUCUGGCAGACAUGUUCAGGCCAGAACAGAACCACUCCUGUGAGGAGGUCCCGCAGAUUUACUCAGAUUGGAUGCAAAUCUACAGUAACCCCAUGUCAUCGCCACCAUGUUCCUCAUCCCUCCAUCAGCAGUCCACUCGUAGCUGCUCCAAACCCUCAGAGUCUCGUCUCUGGGAAGAGGAGUACCACGGGCAGCAGCAACAGCACUUAGGAGCCUCACUCACUGGUUUCAUUCCUGGUUCGUUUCAUCAGUCCAUCACCAGGCAGCCUCACCACGCUGCAUCUACAUGCUCCUAUCAGGCCUUCAGGAACUUCAAGUCCCGGAGCUUGGCUCCAUCUGGACCUCAUCAGGCACUGUGCAGCGGAGGCACUGGAACUGGCGGUCAUGCCUCAGUAGAUCAGGUUGUCCCUUCCCACCCUCAGCCAAUGUACUGGGAAAUCUCUCAAGGUCAGGGACAGAACCACCACCAUCAUCACCCACAACUGGGACCACAGACCUCGAUGGGAUAUAUCUCAGACCUGAUCUAUAACGCUGCUAUUGUUACCAAUUUUCUUGAAUUCUGAUGAAUGUAUCAAAAUCUGUCCUGUGUUUUACCACAGCUGAUGAAUUUCAGACAAGGCUGUAAUACUGUGAAGUAGAGUAGAAUUGUUACGAUGCUGAUUUGUCCAGUUGUAUAUUUUAUGUUUUGAAUUAUGUCUUGUAUAUUUUGGGGAAUAAACUGAG
Maylandia zebra (zebra mbuna) is the source of this 1433-nucleotide messenger RNA. The record is from RefSeq and is a predicted model, not a curated record. NCBI's taxonomy places the organism in Eukaryota, Metazoa, Chordata, Actinopteri, Cichliformes, Cichlidae.